Messenger RNA from Caenorhabditis elegans, 892 nucleotides. It is a transcript of the gene lips-13, whose product is annotated as LIPaSe related. The record is from RefSeq and is marked reviewed. Lineage: Eukaryota; Metazoa; Nematoda; Chromadorea; Rhabditida; Rhabditidae. Gene Ontology annotation, molecular function: hydrolase activity. The transcript is spliced from 5 exons. Bases 10 to 846 code for a protein of 278 amino acids. Gene Ontology annotation, biological process: lipid catabolic process.
AGAUCCCAAAUGAAAAUUCUCUUCAACUCAAUUGCCCUCGUGGUCCUGGCCACCAUUGUCCAAGCGGAGUUUUCGGACAGUUUCCGUAACUACUUUGCUGGUCAACCGGAAUUGCUGAAAGUUUUGUCUAGAAACGACCUUUUUGGAGCUAAUAGAUGUUUUGGAGGUGGAAAUCAUGUUGGAGGAGUUAAGACAGAAAGAGUCCCUAUCAUCAUCGUACACGCCGGAGCCAGCAAUGCUGGCGUAAUACAGAAAUACUACAGACCUCAAUAUAUAGAAAGAGGAUAUAGUGAUGAAACCGUCUACACAACAACAUGGGGCAAUACAACCGACACUUCUCAACGAAAUCUUGAGAUGAAGUGUGAAUAUGUGAAACAAAUCAGAAGACUUAUUCUUGCAGUCUCAAACUUUACGAAUAAUCAGGUUGAUAUUGUGGCACAUGGAGAAGGAUCCCCAAUUGCAAGAAAAGCGGUGAUUGGAGGAAAAUGUGUGGAUACUAAUGAAGAACUGGGAGUUCCACUGACGAAGUCAGUUAGAGCAUUUGUUUCUGACAAAGGAAUAAAUGGAGGUAUUCCAUGCGACCCCAAAUAUGAUACACGUCGAACUUGUCUGAAUAUGGACAUCGGGCUCAACUGUGCAUCCAAGUUUAUGAAAGACAUAAAUGCCAAAGGAAAGCGAGAAGCCGUUCACUCGAUUCACUCCCUGGCCCAACUUCGCCCUUGGGCAAAUAAAAUGAACUGCGGCUUAGACGUCUACCUCAUUCCCGACUCAAAAGUUUUCAGAUAUGAUUACAAUGGCAUCGAAGAGAAUGUUCACCGCGUUGUGGAGAUUCUCAAAAAUCAAUAAUCACCUGAUUUUUCAAGUUUUGUUCUAAUAAAUAUUCAGCAUGCAA